AUGUCGGGGUCCUUAGACCAAGCGGUGGAGUUAAUCGCAGCGUCGAGAAUCGAGCAACAACAACAACAACUACAACAAAAUGGAAAUGGAAAUGGAAACGCAGCGCAAGGAGAAGGCGUUGAAAAAGAAACGAGUAAAAGAGACAGAGAUAAUGGUCCCGCAAAAGGCAUGAAAAGAGGUCCGUACAAGAAAAGGAAGAAGAUGACAACGAUGACAACGACGGACGACGUGAACGAGACGAAGCGUCGUCGUGACGAAAAUUUAGAAAAGAAGAAAAGAGAGAGAAGAAAACACGCAAGCGCAUCAAUCGAUGCGAAACUGGACCGAAUGCGGAAAAAGAAGUUGGUAGAACCGAAGAAAGUAAUGAGUACGUACAAAGCGUUCUCAGAGCACGAUCCAAAAGCGAAACUUUUUAGACGCGAAAAUCCGCAACUAACGAACGCGGAAAAAUAUUCAAAGUUACGGGAACUUUGGUACGGCGCGUCGGAAGAGCAGAGGGCGGCAUCGCAGGCGCACGUGAAGCGAGACGAGUUGAGAUAUCAACGGGAGAUGCAAAUGCAUGCAUAUAAGAAAUUAUUCGUGCAAAUUGCUUCCGCUCUUCUCAAAGGUGAGUUCAUGGGGACGGAAACGCGCAAGCCGCGCAAAGGGUAUUUUUUGUUUGAAAGUGCAGAGCGUGCGAUGUCAAACCAAGCAUUGCAUUCGAAAGACCUCUCUAUAAAAUGGAAAGCAAUGACGCAAGAGGAAAGAGAUGCGUUCAACGAUGAUUUUGAGAUUCAACAACAGUUAUAUAACAGCAUGCAUCCGAUUUUCGAGCAGAAGAUGAGACUUAUAAAAGAAGAGGAAGAAGAGGAUGAUGGAGACGAAGAAGAGAAGGAUGCUCGGGGUGAGAAAGAAAAUCAGGUAGCAAAGCGAUUGCACAUUGGAAUAGAAACGAAGGAAGCGAAGGUAGGAGUGAGCGAACGGGCUAAUGCAGAACUCCACGCGCGAUUCGAGAGAACACGCGGAUUUGAAUUUUUACGCGACAUCAAAUAUUCGCUUCCACCGUUGGGAUACAUGAGGAGCGACGAGAGCAACCAAAAAGUCAAAGGAAGGAAAUAUAAAGAUGCGAUGGAAAAGGAAAGUGGGAUUAUUAACCUUGGUCGAAUGAAGAUAGUGCCCAAGAUGCGAAGCGAGUUUGGGUAUGACAUUUUGAAAAAGGAAAUUGAUGAUUUGAGCAUAUCUCCUGCGAUAAAAGCGCUGUCAAGUAAAUGUCACCUGGACUCCUCGAGUUUGUCAAAAAUUUCCGUACUAGGAAGUAAAGGCGGCGUCGUUGAUUUUGAUAAGCUUAAAGCAUUCAUCGAGAAAGGUGGGAACGACGAGAAAUUGGAUUUGGCGUACGCGAAAUACGUCAAGUAUAAUCCACCAGAUUGGGUUUCUUUUAAGGAGGAACUAAAAUUGUAA
This is a messenger RNA of Bathycoccus prasinos, 1440 nucleotides long. RefSeq lists its product with no specific name. The record is from RefSeq and is a predicted model, not a curated record. The transcript has a single exon. Bases 1 to 1440 code for a protein of 479 amino acids. NCBI's taxonomy places the organism in Eukaryota, Viridiplantae, Chlorophyta, Mamiellophyceae, Mamiellales, Bathycoccaceae.